Messenger RNA from Parnassius mnemosyne (clouded apollo), 1089 nucleotides. NCBI's taxonomy places the organism in Eukaryota, Metazoa, Arthropoda, Insecta, Lepidoptera, Papilionidae. The record is from the annotation of a GenBank genome assembly.
AUGAUAAAUUUAGAAGAAAAUAUGAUUAUGGAAAUAGGACGAGACUCAUUCUUUGAUUUGCCAAAGUUACAGAAACUGACUUUCACGAAAAACAACAUAUCACAUAUUGAGGAUGGUGCAUUUCAACACACUUUUAAUUUACUGGAAUUGGAUUUAAAUAAAAAUAAUAUACAGUACUUAAAUCGUCACACAUUUGAUGGAUUAGCUAAUCUGCGUAAGCUUGACCUUAGAAGGAAUCAUAUAUAUAACUUAACUGAGUUUACUUUCGCUGAAUUAUGGAAUUUGCAAGAGCUGCUGCUUGGAAAAAACGAUUUAAAAUAUAUUUCCGAGAGGGCCUUUGAUGGACUGUCUCAACUUGCGAAGCUGUCCCUUGAUGAUAAUAAACUUGCGGCAUUACCCUCCGGUUUGUUUGAAGGCGUAAGGGGUCUCAGCUCUCUCGAUUUGCGUUCAAACGAACUACGCGCUUUAACUUACGAUAACAUCAAGCCCAUAUUGGAUAACUUGAAGCCACCAACCAGCAAUUUACUCUUAGAAGAAAACAACUUCGUAUGUGACUGCAGAUUGAAAUGGAUGCACACGCUGCGAGAUGAAACAAAAAGUCAGAGCACAAAGGAGUCACUAGAGAGUGUCACCUGCAAGAUUGACCCACCCAUCGUUAGUUCCGCUUACAAUAAGAUGGCUGAUACUGACAGUAAAUUAGAUUUUAACAAGGAAAUAUUACAUGCUGGGAUAACAAUUGAAACCAUAGAUAAAAAUAACAUAACCGACAAAAAAACUACAGCAGAGGAUUUGUCUAAAGAUCACGUUAACGAUAUCCUUAUACAGGCAGCAAAGAAAGGAGUAAAGAGAACAGUGUUAAAAAUACCACCAGAAACUUUACCUUGCCCUAUAGAAAAAAGGACAACGACGGAAUUGGUCCCUUACAUGAUAGAUCCGGUAAUACCAAUUCAAAAUGAAAUGAAGACGUUUAGAUUGCAGGAAAUGAACAAAAGUUCGAGAGUUCAUUUUAUGGCGACCAUCAUAGCGUGGAACGUUUGUUUUGCAUUUUUCUUUACACAAAAUAUCUUAGUAAAUUUUAAUGUAUUUUAG